This is a messenger RNA of Loa loa (African eye worm), 309 nucleotides long. RefSeq lists its product as hypothetical. The record is from RefSeq and is a predicted model, not a curated record. The annotation marks the transcript as partial. Gene Ontology annotation, molecular function: transcription corepressor activity. Gene Ontology annotation, cellular component: nucleus. Gene Ontology annotation, biological process: negative regulation of DNA-templated transcription. The transcript has 3 exons. NCBI's taxonomy places the organism in Eukaryota, Metazoa, Nematoda, Chromadorea, Rhabditida, Onchocercidae.
AUGGGUAAAGGAUUUCAAAAUUUUAUGAGCAAGAAGGAUUUCCAUCCAAGUGCUUGGUGGAAUAUCAAGAAGGUAUGGGAAGCGCGUCAGAAAGAUGAAAUGGAGAAAAAACGACAGGAGGACUUGCGUGUUGCAUAUGAACGGGAACAAGAUAUACUCAACAAUAAAGCCCUUCUGGGCGAUGAAAAAGCACGUAUGGGUCUUUCGUUUAUGUAUGAUGCGCCUCCUGGAAUUAACAAAAAAGAAGAGGACAAACCCGAACCAAAAUUCGAAUGGCAAAGAAAGUACAAUGCACCGAGAGAAGAGCAA